AAUGAUUGUUGAAAGAGAAUUAAAAAGAAAAUAUCAAAGCAAAGUAAGAAACCCAAAAGCUACCUAAAAAUCCAAAACAGGAAGGGCACCGCGCAAUCAAUCUCUCUCUGAUGUCCUCUCUCACAAAUCCCUAAUUCAAUUCCACCUAAAAUAUGUAUUGGUUCUUCAAGUCUCUCCAAUCCGACGAUCCAGAUUCUUCAUCUUCUUCUCCAUCAUCUUCACACCCACAUGAUAGCCCCACGAUUCGUGGCGGAGGAGUUAAACAGGACUUUUCCGUCAUCGGGGAGUCCGUUGGCCGCCAAUUGCGUGGCGUCGCCAACUUUCUGGCUCCGCCUCCGUCACCGCCGUCGUCCUCUUCUCUAGAUAAGUCACUGCCAUCGGAUGAUUCUUCUUCUCUAUCGUCACAGUCGCAAGCUCUCCUUGGGAUCCGAAAUGAUCUUGCUGAAAUAGGAGGUAGCUUAAGGAGUGGUCUGUCUUUACUCUCCAGCAAUAAAGCUGUUAGCGAGAUCUCCAAAUUUACCUCCAGCUUUUUGCAAUUCCAAAGUGAUAAUAAUGAGGAAAAAGAUGAAGAUGAUUAUGUGCCGGGGAUUACAGAGGACGUUAUUGGUUUUGUUCAGGAGAUUUCUAUGAGACCUGAAUGCUGGACUGAUUUUCCAUUGUCACUAGAAAAUGAUUUUAAAAUGUCUGAUGCUCAGAGAGAACAUGCUUCAACUGUUGAGCAAAUGGUUCCUGGUCUUACAGCUCUUAGAGCUAACAUUCAUAGUUAUAUGGAGGAUGAACAAUUUUGGAUGAUAUAUUUUAUAUUGUUACUGCCAAGACUGAAUGAACAUGACUUUGAGAUUCUAUCAACUCCCCAGAUAGUUGAAACAAGAAGCGUACUUCUGCGGCAGCUACAGAACAAGAGAAAUGUGAAGGUGGAGAGCUCUGAGAAUUCUGCUACACAUAAUACAUCACAAGAGGGCAUCUCAGUCCGCGAGAGAGAAGAAGAGAAUAUCUCAUCUAGGGAAAAGGAGGUCACUGACAUUGCAAAUGCAACUGGAAGGUUAGAAAUUGACAAUUACGAGAAUGCGGAUCAAUGGUUGAAAGAGACACAGAUUGAUACUGGCACAAUCCUGGAUAGACAGAAAAGGCUGGAACAUGAAAUUGAAGAGGAUGUGUCCUUCAGUGAUUUGGAGGAUGAUGAUAAUGGUCUAUCAAGUAGACUAUCCGGUUCUAGGCAAGCACAGGACAUUAUCAGGGCUCCUUCACCCACUGAUUGGGUCCAGCUGAAUGAAAGUUCUGGUGCUGGGGGUGGUCCGCAAAAAGCAAGGCAGUCUAUUUCCCGUGAAAAGGAUUCUGAUGGUGAGUCCAAUGAUUGGCUUAAAGUUGAUGAUUUUGAUUAGGGAAUCCAGCGACUUUUUAUUACCGAUUCAUUGUAAAGUUUUCUCCUUUUUUUUUUUUCAACGUUUGGUUCCUGUAUUUAUGGAAUUCAACCUGUUAAUAAACAUGUUUAAACUGAGAAUUCUGUCUUCAUGAAGUCACUCUUACUGAAUGAUUAUAUGUCGGAGUUCGCAUGCACGCGUAAGAGGCAUUCUUGAAUUGUCAGAACUCAGAAGUUAAAAACAGAUGUUGCAAACUUAUAAGCUCGAGUAAGAGGAAGUCUCUCUCAA
Hevea brasiliensis (rubber tree) is the source of this 1649-nucleotide messenger RNA. RefSeq lists its product as uncharacterized. NCBI's taxonomy places the organism in Eukaryota, Viridiplantae, Streptophyta, Magnoliopsida, Malpighiales, Euphorbiaceae. The record is from RefSeq and is a predicted model, not a curated record. The coding region runs from base 153 to 1382 and encodes 409 amino acids. The transcript has 3 exons.